Messenger RNA from Cladocopium goreaui, 738 nucleotides. NCBI's taxonomy places the organism in Eukaryota, Dinophyceae, Suessiales, Symbiodiniaceae. The record is from the annotation of a GenBank genome assembly.
UUCAACCACAGCUUGCAUCCUCCAAAAGGAACCAUCUUAAAACGUGCGCGUUGUUUCUAUCAUGUGGCACCUACUGUUGCCAAUCUGUCUGACGUUGAAAGAGGUCGUGUCUGAUGAUGCUUAUGACAGCGUGUCCAUGCUGCAGACUGGCUACAGCAUCGAGGACGGCUUAAGUCUCGAGAGCUCUCAAGGCCUAGAUGCAGAGGUCGCAUCGUUGAGCAAUCGCCUCGUGGACCUGACUCAGAAAUUUGCUUCCAUGGAGAAUGACACAGCGAGAUAUCACGAGACCAUGAAACUCUUGGCUCACGAGGAGUCACAUGCCGCGAGACAAGCACUGGUGGCAGAGGAGUUGGAUCUGCUUUUGCGCGUGAGUAACAGCAACAGCACAACUGGAAUCUCGGGGUUUGACACCUGGUGUUUGGCACAUUCGGACUUGGUUCUGGGCGUCCUCACCUUUCUUGCCACUUCCGUGCUCAUCGCUUUAUGCAUCCCUUGCGGUUUGGCUCCGGUCCAAAUCAUUGCAUGGUUCCUGAGCGAGGACAAGCCGCAAGUGCCGACUGUGAUCAAGGAAACCACUUGAGACGCGGAGACGCGGAGCGCGCGUCGCGGCGCAACGAAGGCAACGAAGGCAACAAAGGCUGCCCUUGGAAUCCUCACGGCUUCCAAGCUUCUCAUGCUGAGCCGGUAUCCAGCUGCCCUGCCAAAUACUUUCUUGGCUGUAUCAUCAACAGACGCAUC